AGGAAAGAAAAAUGCAGGGAAAUAAAGGUGGUCUUUUGUGCGCAGGGGCGAAGACCCGUUUUCAGGGUAUUAUAAGCCUAUUUAUAGAGUUGCCCUUGUGUUUAGUUAUCGUCCUUGCACGAUCGGCCAUCAUCUCCUGAUUUGGAGGGCCAUCUUCGACCGAUUGGAACCGCUCCCAAUUGCUUGCGGUUGCUACAAAUUUUUGAACCAAUGUGGCUCAUAUUUUCUGGCGUCUCUUAUGUACUCCCGGUCCAGCGUUUUGAAUGGAGCAUGGAUGUAGACUCGGCGUGCCAGCUGUCCGCGCCGAAUUGGCCCAACAAUUGCCCCCUCGGCAGCUUUCGAAGCGAAUGCUUCGGUAGCUGGCGUUAUCCCUUGAUAUACUUUUCGUUUCAACCUGCCUUCUGUUGUCGAGAACAAGUGCGAUCCGAGGCGUAUUUCUCGGUCCAAUCAAAUUCAAAUUCUCUGAAGCAAUCUGCAGUGAUCCGUAACACGAUUUUUUGUACGGGUUAAUCUUGGCCGUUGAUUCUCUUCUUUACGGCUUUGAUCACAUUCUCAAUUUUUGUCUCAUAUGAGGCAUUAAUUAGGUCAUCUUAAUUGCUGCCGUCUAUUCAUCAUUAUAGCCUAUCUCGGAACUUGUAACCGAUACGACGGGUGACCCUUUCUUCUUCCCCAAGUCUUUUUUUAUCUCUUCUAUCUCUUAUAUCUUCUCCUCUUCUUCUUCUCUUUAUCUUUUUCAUUCAUCUUCGUCUCUUUCACUCUUCUAUUUCUUUCUCUUCGCCUUUCAUACUUGUUAACCGAUUCUUCCGGCUUUUCUCUUUUGUUAAACCAUGUCUCUGGUUCCCCCUCUUCCUUCUCAUUCAUCUCUUGACUAUACUAUACUCAAACCCUUCGUUGAUUUAGAUCCUUCUAGGUUUAUAUUAGGUCCUUCCCUUAUAGAUGAACCAUCUCUCGCUGACUCUCUUUUCUCUGAUGAGGGAUUUCCUUUGAGAAAGAUCAUUCAUCUUCAUUCUUGGUACCCAUCAGCCUCGACAGGAAAGAGUCUCAGAACUUGGACAAGCGUCUCAGAAGCAUACUUGGCCUGGUUGGAUAGGGUAGAGUUUGUUUUUGGUGAUUUUUGGCGGGAAGUAGGUAUCUAUGAAGCGAUUCAAUUAUCUCGGCACUCUCCCAUAGCCGAUAAUCUUCUUCUAGCCGCCGCUCUCUGUUUCUGGUCCCCUGUUUCUAAUAUUUUUCUUUUCAGAAGAUGACCUCUUACCCCCACUCUUUUUGAUGUAGCCGCCAUUGUUGGCUUACGCCCUCAUGGCGUUACUCUUUCUAUGGCCUACAAUCCUGAUGGUGUGUCCGAUUUUGAGGCACACCUCGAUCUUAAUGAUUUAGCCUACUCCAAAUUUCUCCGAAAGUUUGCAGGUGAAUCCCCUGCUCCGGUCACCACAAAGGAACAUACGUCGUUCCUUCUAUACUGGUUGUGCCAUAAUCUUUUCUGCACUCGUUCGCAGAAAAUUAACCGGAAUUUUGUUCCAAUCGCCGUUGGUUUAUCUAACGGCGAUAAGCUGGCCUUAGGGCCAUAUUUCCUUGCUUUUGUUUACAGGGAAAUUUUUGAUUCUAUCAAAACACUACCCUCUGGUGAUGGCAUUGCCAUCAGCUCUGGGUGCGGUGUUUUUUGGUUUUUUUAGAUGUUUCUUCAAUUUUAUAUUCCUGCUUUAUGCCAAUCUCCCUUCAAUCCAAUUUUAGCUGCCCAAUUUGAUUCUUAUGAGUUAGCUCUCGGCUGUCCACAGCCGAUGACCUCUGGUCAAUUUUCUGAUUUUCUUACUUAUUUCAAGGCUUUUUAUGAGCCAGCCUCUGAUUCAGUCCUUUCUUGGGCUCCAUUUGUAGAUCGUCUCACCGGCCCCUCUUGGUUCCUGGCUCGGUUUAAAGCUAUUCAGGGCGAGCUAUCUUCUUCUCGCGCUCGUGAAUAUUCGGACGUAUGGUAUCCUAUCUAGCCCCCCGGGAUCGUCAUGUGGGGCUUAAAUCACGUUCAAAGCUGUUGCCGAGUACUGAGGUUUAUUCUCCUCAGUAUAUAGCGUGGCAAUUUGAAUUCGUCCAGCCAAUUCCUGCUCUUUCUAAAUUUUUUACGGCCAACACAGCAGAUCACCGUCCUCCCAUCAAGAGCAUAUUUGAAGCUGACAAGCUUUCGGCUAUGGGGAAUCGUCUCAAACGCUUCUUCCAGCUAGCAAGCUUCCGUUCGAACUAUACAGGGGUUGCCCUUGCCUCCCUUGAUCUUUCUCUACCUCGGUUAUUCCGCAAAACCAUCCAUCCACUUGACACUUCCUUGAGCAGAGAUUCUCCCACCGAGAUUGAGUCUCCACCAGAAACCACUUCUGACACCCCGCCUUCUUCCUCGUCGGUUCCUGCUUCUUCAUCGGUCCCAGCUUUAGACAAAAGACCGAUUGAAAUUGUUCAGGUCACUCCUCCGCCGUCUUCGAAACGGCGUAAAUCAGUGACCAAAAGAAAAUUCCAACGAGCCGAAAGUACCCCUUCGGCUGAUGUCACUAAAGACAAAACCGAGGACAUUCCUUCGGCUGACCUUCCGUCACAAGAAGCUAGUGCACCUCCCUCGGCUACUAAACCGAGCUCUGUUCCGACCGAAACGAUUGAUGUCGGGAUGGAAAGGCAGCUCCGCAGGGAAGCUCGUCUUGAGAAAAAGAGAGGGAUGGAAAGGAAGAAAAAAUCUGUUGAGACGGCAAGCACAACGCCGUUACCGAGUGAGGUUCCGCCACCUCUUUCCACUCCUGCUCCAACAUCAACUACAGGGGAUGAACGAAUAGACAUACCUCUCGGGCGAACUUCUAGAGACAAAAGCACUACUCCUCUUCGUUCGUCCCAGGGAGCCUCUUCCCCUACUCCUGAUGAUCCUUUGUCUGCAAUUCUUCAUUCUUUUUUGAUUUCAAGCCCCAACUCCAACGAGGGAGAUGAUUUUUCGACCAUUACCAUUUCAUCGGACACCCAGAACAAGUUCGAUGAAUGUCUUAAAAUGUAUAGCAUUGGUAUUCCUAGCCUAGCCCAGAAUCCGGAACAAUUUGAUCGGCUAUACGCCCUUUUACUCGACUUAGCCGAUCGAUCAGAUAUCACCCCCAGUAUCGGGUGUUUUGUAGCGACUUUAUCACUCCAGCUCUCGUCUUUUUUAGCUCGGCAGCAAUCUUUAGGCGCCGAACUUGUAACUUUAGAUCAACAUUUUCAUCGCGUUGAUCAUUUUAAGAAAAAUAUCCCUGACAUAGCAUCUCCAAUGGAUGAAGUGCAUCAGGAAGAUAGGGAGUUGGCUGAUCAAGAAUCGGCUCUGCAAAAACGAAUUUCCACUCUGAAAGAAGAGUUGGCUGCAGUCCACUCUAGCACAAACCUCUGAUCGUCGACUCCAAUUACAGAAUCAGCUUAAGCUCAGAAAAGAAGAAGGGAUAAGGCUUAAAGAAGAACUGUCUCAACUUUACAAAGUACAUCCUUUGAUGAAGCGCCGAAGAAAAGCUGCUGAGACUGCCGAAGCCAACCUUAUAGCCGAAUGGAAUCAACUUAGAGACUUAUUAUCUUGAUUCGGCUUCUCGACCCCUGGUGCUCAGUGGAUGUUGAUAGAGUCCAGAGAAGCAUCCUUCACCUUCUCCACUCUCUCUCUCUAGGGUUUUUCUCUCUCUACUUAGAAUUCGGCGAAUUCGCUCGUUUUCGUCGCAACGUUGGUUUUCCGCGGGUUGCGAGCGUCGCAGAGCCUUCUUGGACGAGUGAAGGAGUAUUUUGGAGAGCUUUUCGCAGCUCUGGACCAGUAGGACACUGGUUGGAUGUUCGAUAAGGUAAUCGACUCAAUUUUUUCCGCUAUCGACGCGUUAUUAGUUGAAUUGAGUAUUGACUUCGAGAUUUUACUUCUAGCUGUGCUAAACUGAGGUUUCAACAAUUAAAGAUGAGUUAUUUAGUUGUGAAUUAACCUCUUUUGACCUGGGAUGAACUACUUUGAAGCUUGAUUGAAAUAAUUGGUUCUUUAUGACUCAAUUUUGGAGCUUUAUGCGAGUUAAUCGCGUAAUUGAUGCAGUCUUGGGAUUUUCUCUUCGCAGCAUGUUCUCGAACCAAAUUGAGCUUAAUUGGUGACCAGGGAGACUAGUUUGGAAGGUGUUCUAACUAAGGCGAGAGGGUAAUUGACCCUUGGACCGCCUUCGAUUGGCAUUGGAGGGCCUUUUGGAAGCUUAAUUUGAGGUAAUAAACUGAACCAAAACAGGGAAUUAAGCUUCCACUUUGUAUUAAUUGAGAAUUUUGCCGGAAUUGGAUUUUAAGUAAUCGUCUUGACGCGGUUUUGUUAUUUUGUUUUCGGCAGGGUUGAGGGUAAACUGAAUUCGGGACUUCUUUUGGGCUGAUUUGGAGCCUAG
Messenger RNA from Ananas comosus (pineapple), 4376 nucleotides. Its product is annotated as polycystic kidney disease protein 1-like 3. The coding region runs from base 1961 to 3376 and encodes 471 amino acids. NCBI's taxonomy places the organism in Eukaryota, Viridiplantae, Streptophyta, Magnoliopsida, Poales, Bromeliaceae. The transcript is spliced from 6 exons. The record is from RefSeq and is a predicted model, not a curated record.